Messenger RNA from Botrytis byssoidea, 1014 nucleotides. RefSeq lists its product as uncharacterized. The record is from RefSeq and is a predicted model, not a curated record. Bases 1 to 1014 code for a protein of 337 amino acids. Lineage: Eukaryota; Fungi; Ascomycota; Leotiomycetes; Helotiales; Sclerotiniaceae. The transcript has 3 exons.
AUGGUUCGGGUUAUACAAUCCGAUCAAACUGUUUCGUGGUGGGGAUCGUGGUUUCAAAGCUCCAAAGCACCACCGAUCGCACCACGGGUCUCAACUAGUGAUGACGUGGAGUUUCUACGUAGACAAAUUAGGAGUCUCGAACGGAUUAUCCGUGAAAGUAUUCAUUACACCACUCAGCGUGAAGAUCCAGAUAUUUCAGUGGCAAGGCAGACAAUAGAACAGUUGAAACAGGAAAUAAAUGACGAAAGAGAGCGAACGGAGCGACUUAAGGUCGACCUCGGAGUCGAAAGAGAAACACAUAAGGAUACUAGGCAAAUUAUCGCCGAGCUAAGAACUGAAGCCGCCGCUGAGAAGCAAAACUUGGCUGAAUUGAGAAAUGAGAAUAAGAACCUUCAACGAGAAAUUGACGAUCUCAGAAGAAAGGAACGAGGUGAAAAGAGAAGAAGUGCAAAUAACGAUGACAAUGACGACGAACGCAACAGUCCCAGGGCGAAAUCUUCGACAGACUUGAUUCAUGUGAAUCUUGAAGGUCGAGAAUUACCAGCAAUUGUGCUCACCGAAGAGUUGACAGAACGUUGGAACGAUGUACUACAAAAACAUUGGGAAUAUACGACAUGGGUGAAUAAGCUUGUGACUUUGAAGGAGAAAGAUGAAGAUCUACGGACCGAGAUAUGGCAGUCGGCUUUCGGCCCAGAAAAGGCCGCGAAUCUUCUCGAAGAAAACCUGGCAAUAGUAGAUGCCAUCAAGUCUCGGCGCGAUACACUUCUUGUGUCAAUGCAAUCUAACACAGAGUAUUUAUUCGAAGACAUGCGGAAAAAUUUGAGGAAAUAUGACCUUUAUCAAGAAGGAGACCUGUUCUGGAGAAGAGUAACGGGUUCAUUCGGCGAGACAGAUACAUGGCUGGAUCCACCGAUACUGGGCAACGAGGAAGCAUUGAUUGUAUUAAAAGACUGGAAUAGAACAUGGAGACAAGCGACUGAGGGGUACACUGAGAGCCCAUCUGAGGCAGAUUAA